Hibiscus syriacus is the source of this 447-nucleotide messenger RNA. Its product is annotated as protein NEGATIVE REGULATOR OF RESISTANCE-like. NCBI's taxonomy places the organism in Eukaryota, Viridiplantae, Streptophyta, Magnoliopsida, Malvales, Malvaceae. Gene Ontology annotation, biological process: regulation of systemic acquired resistance. The record is from RefSeq and is a predicted model, not a curated record. The coding region runs from base 10 to 378 and encodes 122 amino acids. The transcript has a single exon.
ACGCUUGCUAUGGAAUCGGAGAAGAGGAAGAGGAAGAGGAGGGAUGACGGAAAGAGAGCCAAGGAAGGGGAGCCGGCGGCGGUAGCGGAAGAGGAGGUGGACGGAAGGAGCGCCGAGGGAGGCCAGUCGACGGUGGUUGAAGAGGAGGAAGAGGAGGAGGUGGAGGAGUUCUUUGCCAUACUCAAGAGGAUACGAGUGGCAGUGAAGUACUUCGACAAGGCUGAAGCUGGGGGAAGCGAGGUCAAGGUGACGGGUAAACCAUGGAGGCCGAGGUUUGUGUGGGAAGAUUUCGACGGGGAUAAAAACCAGGAGGACUGCGAGGAGGAUACGGGUUUCGAUCUUAACUUGAAGCCUGAUGUAUCCAAACCAGAAAAUUAAAAACAAAUCUUUCUUUGCUUUCAACAAUAAAUUGUAUUUGUAGCUUUUGUAAACCUAAUAUAAGAAUAU